Messenger RNA from Xiphias gladius (swordfish), 2947 nucleotides. It is a transcript of the gene cep78, whose product is annotated as centrosomal protein 78. Gene Ontology annotation, molecular function: protein binding. Lineage: Eukaryota; Metazoa; Chordata; Actinopteri; Istiophoriformes; Xiphiidae. The transcript is spliced from 17 exons. Bases 227 to 2650 code for a protein of 807 amino acids. Gene Ontology annotation, cellular component: centrosome. The record is from RefSeq and is a predicted model, not a curated record.
CACAAAGGACAAGGGGGUGGCAGCAGGGCUCCGGAUGGAGACGAAGAGCAUACAGUGAGGAAGAGGAGUAGGCGAGGUUUCCUCUGCCACAACAGCGCAACUUUUGAGCGCUCGGUCGUGCACGUCGCCGACAGUAACAGAUCGCAAAAGUUGUCAGGCAGAGGUCAAGGAAAACCCAACAGAACAGUGCCAAGACGAGCCUCCAGUUGUAUGUGGAAGAUCAAAGAUGGUAAAGGACAGUGCUCAGAUUCGGCGGCAGGGGGCCGAGGACUUUAUGGCAUUCUAUGACUUUGCCUGUGCCAGACAGGAAUCAGUGCCUCUCCCCGCUGUCAAGAUGAACCUUGACAAAGGGAUGCUGGACUUUAAUGGAGACAGGCUCAAACUGACAGACUGGCCACCCAUUCUCAACUCUGUCUCCAUCAACAAACACCUCCACCACAUUGCGAUAAGUAGCACAUACCAAGCUAGUCUGGGUUCUGGAGAUGCAGAUAGGAGGUACUAUAAGUCUGGCUUCAGGAAGAAGAUCCCAGCCAUUCGCUCUAAGGACAUGACAUUUAAGUUGUGCAAGGCCCUGAGAGAGUGUCUGACUGUCUCUUCCAACCUCAAGACUCUGCAGCUUAACGGACUUCCACUGAGAGAGAGGGACCUCAUCACCUUGACAAAGGGUUUGGCAAAAAGUGUUUCCCUGGAAAACCUAUCUCUAGCAGACUGUCCAAUCACUGAUAAGGGCUUAGAGGUGAUUUGCCAAAGUGUUAAGUAUUCUACAAGCAUCAGGACGGUAGAUUUUACAGGAUGCAAUCUCACCUGGAGAGGGGCAGAGCAUAUGGCCAACAUCAUCAAGCAUCAGGGAAUGCAGAGGCAUGGUACUGCAUGGGCAGAGUCUCUGAGGUAUCGACAGCCACAUUUUGAGGGAAUGGGAGGUCUCCGCCGUGUCACCCUUAACUGUAACACUUUGAUUGGGGACCGGGGUGCUGCCGCUCUUGCACAUGAACUGGCCGAGGACCUCUGGGUUAAAGCUGUGGACCUACAGAGAUGUGGUCUGUCCAAUGAAGGAGCUCGUCGUUUGCUGGAAGCCUUGAAAACAAAUUCUGCUCUUUGUGUACUGGAUAUUCGUAACAACCCAUUAGUUGACAAGGUCCUAAUUAAAACUAUAAUAGAAAAAGUACUCAUGAAUGCUGAUGGACAGUCACUAGAGUACCGCUGGAUCAAGCCUGCAACCACUGAGCCACAGAGAGCUUCUGGUCCAAAGAAGCGAUCACUGCACAGUUCAGUGAGAGGAAAAGCUACAUUUAGGAUAGCCCCUCAUAAAGGAACGUGUCCUGGAGGGCAGAGUUCAGGUGCUGCUCAGGCACAGAAUCCCUAUUCCCGUUCCUGCUACAUUCCUUGGCGCGCUGCUGCACGAGCUGGACGCCAGAGAGGUCUGCCUCCUGGAUUAACUGUGACAGACCAAAGCUUUCAGGGUGCAGCUACUGUGAAAGUUACUGUGGAUUCAGAUUCAGAGGGAGAGGAGGAUGCGGAAGAGGAAGAAUUGGUGGUGGAAGUGGAGCAGAGACCAUCUUCUUUCAGUGUCAAGGACAGGAUAAUUGGACGGCAGUUUGAACAUAUGCAGAUGGAGCUAAAAGAGUGUCGUCUGAGGGUGGCUGAGGAGCGCAGAGCUAGAAUGAAAGCUGAGUCAAGGCUCGUAGAGUAUGAGCUGGAGAAUGCCCGUCUUCGUGAUGCUAACCUCUCCCUGUCAGAGGCGCUCGCAGCCACUGGCUCUGGAUCAGCACCACCUGCUGUCAGUGCUCUUGAAGACGGGGCCGUACUCGAGAGCAUUGAGAGCUCAUUUAACAAGUUCCAUGCUUUCCUGGAUCUCCUCAAGGAUGCUGGCCUUGGGCAGCUAGCUUCAAUGGCUGGAAUUGACAGGCCAGAUUUUCAGCCUCUGGGAAAACCUCAGCUCUCCUCUACAAUAGGAACACAUUUGGAUGGUGCAGCAUCACCGACUAGAGGGGAGUAUCGGGAUGUUCGGACAAAGACUAAUGCUUUUUCUUUGGUAGGCAGUGUCAUGCCUGCUCUCCCUGGUGGCCAAUUUGACAUCACCAUACCCAGAUCUUCAUCCUCUGUCAGGAAGUCCUUGCAUGAAGACAGGCUACUAGAUGUGACCUUCAGUAAGGCUUCUGGACCUGCAGUAGACCCCGGUAAAGGUGGAGAAGAGGAUCCAGAUCAAUAUUCCAAGCCUGAUACCCAGCAUGAGUCAGGUUCUGAGCACAGUUUCCAUAGCCAAAAAUCCUUUGAUAAGUUUUCCUUUGGUAACAUUUUUCAGACUCAACCAAGCAAGCACAAGUGCAACAGCAACUCUCACCGGAGCAAUUCCCAUCAUAGCAACAGUUCCCAUGGAUACAACAACAGCUAUGCUCAAAGUCAUGCUUCCCAUAGCAAUGGGUCACAUUGUGCAUUAUCUGUAAAAUCGAGUGUUAGUGACAUUAUUAGUGACAAGGCAGAGUCUGUGCCAUCAGUAGGGUCAAGGAACAGGGGAACGGGAAGGCUAGUGACAAUAGGUCAGUCAGGGUCAGAAGGGUCAGAGGGGAAAGCCUAUCCUGGGAGGGAGACUCUGGAGCAGAUCAGGUCUCUCGGCAGUCUGGGAGGGCAGUCAGAAAAUGAAUCCUUCUGACCCACUGACCAGAGAAAUAUGAAAAGCUUUCUCUGUGUCUAUUCUCAUUGCCUUCUUAAAGUUCUUUCUGUUACUUUUUAAGAUCAUUUUUCACUUUAAAACUGAAUAUGAUAUAGAUUUUAUACAUCCUUUUUUUAAAUAAAUAUUUUUAAUUUUCGAACUUCGUGCUGAUGUAGAGAUUUUUGAUGGAUAUUUAAUUCCCCCUUAAUUUGAAUUUGAAUUUUGUCCUUUUUAAAUAAUCUUUUAUGAUGUUGUAUUGCAUCAUCUGUUGUUUCUAUUAGGAUAUUCUGCACGUCU